Messenger RNA from Lontra canadensis (Northern American river otter), 1326 nucleotides. RefSeq names its product protocadherin alpha-10-like. The annotation marks the transcript as partial. Gene Ontology annotation, biological process: homophilic cell-cell adhesion. NCBI's taxonomy places the organism in Eukaryota, Metazoa, Chordata, Mammalia, Carnivora, Mustelidae. Gene Ontology annotation, molecular function: calcium ion binding. Gene Ontology annotation, cellular component: plasma membrane. The transcript has a single exon. The record is from RefSeq and is a predicted model, not a curated record.
AGACCUCAGCCAUUUAUGACAAAAUUAGAUGUAAGAAGUCGAAUAGGAAAAUUCAGAGAACAUGUUUCUUCUAGACCGCUGAUUCAUCAAUUUGUAAAUCGGCAGAAAUAUACGAUGUUGGUCUACACACCCAGCAACCCAAAAGCUUUGCGCCUGCUUCUCUUGCUUCUGCUUCCCGCAGCCUGGAAGGCGGGGAGCGGCCAGCUUCACUAUUCUGUCCGGGAGGAGGCCAAACACGGCACCUUCGUGGGCCGCAUCGCCCAGGACUUGGGGCUGGAACUGAUGGAGCUCGUACCGCGCCUUUUCCGAGUGGCGUCCACAGGUCACGGGGACCUUCUGGAGGUAAAUCUGCAGAAUGGCAUUUUGUUUGUGAAUUCUCGGAUCGACCGGGAGGAGCUGUGCGGGCGGAGCGCGGAGUGUAGCAUCCACCUGGAGGUGAUCGUGGACAGGCCGCUGCAGGUUUUCCAUGUGGAGGUGGAGGUGAAGGACAUUAACGACAACCCGCCGAUCUUCUCCGUCUCACAACAAAAGCUUUCAAUACCCGAAUCUCGACUGCUUGACUCUCGGUUUCCGCUAGAAGGCGCAUCUGAUGCGGAUGUUGGAGAGAAUGCAGUGCUUACCUAUAGACUCAGUCCAAAUGAGUUUUUCAUUCUUGAUACUAUAAACAAAAAAGACAAAGGCAAAUUCCCAGUGCUUGUUCUAAGAAAAAUGCUGGAUCGUGAAGAAAAUCCUCAGCUUCAAUUGUUAUUAACCGCAACUGAUGGAGGCAAACCGGAAUAUACUGGAUCGGUUACUUUGCUGAUCUUGGUGUUGGAUGCCAAUGAUAAUGAGCCUGUAUUUGACAGAUCCGUUUAUGAAGUUAAGAUGUAUGAAAAUUCAGCGAACCAAACGUUAGUAAUAUGGCUAAAUGCAUCUGAUGCAGAUGAAGGAAUAAACAAGGAAAUGAUAUAUUCAUUUAGUGCUUUGGUUCCACCCAGCAUAAGGAGUAAAUUUCUAAUGAACGAAAAAACGGGAGAAAUAAGAGUAAAUGAUGCAAUUGACUUUGAGGACAGUAACACUUAUGAAAUUCAUGUAGAUGUUACAGAUAAAGGAAACCCACCUAUGGUUGGUCACUGCACCGUACUAGUGGAAGUUCUGGAUGAAAAUGAUAAUUCACCUACGGUGAUUAUCACUUCUCUGUCACUCCCGGUGCGAGAAGAUGCUCAGGUGGGAACUGUCAUUGCCCUGAUCAGCGUGUCCGACCGUGACUCUGGUGCCAAUGGGCAAGUGACCUGCUCACUAACACCCCACGUCCCCUUCAAGCUGGUGUCCACCUUCAAGAACUAC